AUGACUUCUCAGUGGCCGAAUUCACCGGAGCCUAUGCUCGACGAGUUGCGAGAUGACCACAGCCAUGGUGGCGAUAUCGCGCUCCGCCCGCUGCCCAGCAUACACGAGCCACGAGGCCGUGAAGAUGGGAGGCCUACCAAUCGGAGCGACGACGACCACGUAAACCCCUCGCAGCGGUUGAACCCUGACACGGCCAGACUGAGUCCUAGCCGGGACCCCUCGCGCGGCGCCGCCUCGCACCCAAGCACGCGCAGCAGCUGGGAUGUGACCGGCUCGCUUCCCCUGGACUCCCGAUCCAUGACGACAGACCACUCCUCCCACGCUCUGGCCCAACCGAGCGACGAACCGCCCAAGCCAGUGGUCCGGCGGCGGGAGCGGCGCAUCGUCGUCACCCCGAGCCAGGACCGGCUCGUGCACCGGCGUCUGCGCGGCAUCCAUCUAUCUAUGAUCGCUGUCAACGCCACCCUCGGCACCGGCAUGUACUGGCGCGGUGGGCAGAUCCUCCAGCUCGGCGGGCCGCUCUCGACGCUGCUCGCCUUCCUGCUGCCCGGUGUGCUCGCCUGGGCCGUCAUGCAGUGCAUCACCGAAAUGCUGUGCAUCUGGCCCAUUCCCGGCGCACUGUCCGUCUACGUCAGCGAGUUCGUCGACCCGGAGCUCGGCAUCGCCAUCGGCAUUACCUACUGGUUCACCUACGCGGCCUCGUUCGCAGCGCUCGUGGCCACCUCGGCCGCCGAGAUCCACUACUGGAAGCCGGAAAACAAGGCGUUUGACGGCGCCGUGCUGUACUUCCUGAUCCCGUGCUUCCUGGUCUUCCUAAACUGCUUCAGGAUUGAUAUAUACGGAUGGUUCGAGGUGAUCAGCAGUAGUAUCAAAGUGGUGUUUCUGUUGGUCGUCAUUUGCUGCAUGGUAGCCAUCAACGUUGGCGGUAGGCUGCUGCUUCCCUCCCUCUCUGACAGGGUCAUUGCUGACGAGAUGAUCAUAGCUGGCACUACCCACCAAAUCAUCGGAGCCGGAUUUUGGGACCAUCCCAUCGAAUACGACCACAACGCAGCCAGUAGCUGGUUCAACAGCCUCGCCAUGUCCAUUUCAAUCGCCAGCUUCGCCUACGUCGGCGUCGAGGUCGUUGCCGCCUCGGCCCUCGAGGCGCGCUGGCCCAACGGCAACUUGCGCACCAACUCGGACCUCAGCGAGCGCUCACACGAGGAGCUGCUCAUUGGGGAGACGGUCCGCUUCUCCUCCGUCUACAUCCCCGUACUAGCCACCAUCGCCUACGUGCUUGCCGGCGUGCUCGCCUCCUUCAACAUCCGCCGCGACGACUGCCGCCUGCCGCGUCUCAGCUGGGUCGCCAACGAAAAGUGCGACGGCAUCACCACUAACCCAUCGUCAUCCUCUUCCUCCGGCACCACCACCUCGGCCUUCGUCGCCAUCGCCAUCGAGGCCGGCCUCUCCCCGCUUGACCACGUCUUCAACAACUUCCUCGUCUUCACCGCGCUCACCUGCGCCGGCACAAACCUCUACGUCGCCUCCCGCGCGCUCUUUGGCCUCGUCGCCCGCCUCGACGACGCGCCCAGCCAGCCCUGGCCGCUGCGGCUACUCGCCUGGUUCGGCAAGACGAACCGUCACCGCGUCCCCAUGCGCGCCAUGAUCCUCUCCGCGCUAUCCUUUUGCUGGGUGCCCUUCCUCCAGCUGCACGGCGAGUCGGCCAACAUCUCCAUGUUCAUCGAGAUCCUUGCCACCAUGUCCACUGCCUCCGUCAUCAUUGUCUGGGCCUUUGAGUGCUGGGCCUUUAUCCGGUACUAUCAUUGCAUCUAUAAACAUCGCGAGGCGCUCGAGAGGUGGGAGCUCUCCCAGGUCCGCCGCUGGGACCAGAGACAUUACCGCGACUACCCGUAUCGAAGCCACAUGCAGCCAUUUCUCGGCUACAUGGCGCUCGCCGGCUGCCUCUUCGUCCUGGUCGUGGCCAACAGCGCGCUGCUCUGGAAAAAGUUCCAUCCGACCCCGUUUCUAUCCACGUUUCUCCUGCAAAUUGUCUUCUUCGUGGUGUGCAUUAUUCUCAAAGUCUUUCGCGGCGGCAGCUGGUCGCUGGUUGAUUUAAGCAACCCUGAUCGGGUAGCUGAGAAAAUUAGAAAGCUGCAUGACAUUCGACUAGGCGCUAGCUAG
Molecule: messenger RNA, 2160 nt
Organism: Cordyceps fumosorosea ARSEF 2679
Lineage: Eukaryota; Fungi; Ascomycota; Sordariomycetes; Hypocreales; Cordycipitaceae
Product: Amino acid/polyamine transporter I
Exons: 7
Coding region: 1-2160 (719 amino acids)
Biological process (GO): transmembrane transport
Cellular component (GO): membrane
Source: RefSeq, a predicted model, not a curated record